This is a messenger RNA of Gadus morhua (Atlantic cod), 1003 nucleotides long. Its product is annotated as deoxycytidylate deaminase. Lineage: Eukaryota; Metazoa; Chordata; Actinopteri; Gadiformes; Gadidae. Gene Ontology annotation, molecular function: dCMP deaminase activity. The coding region runs from base 155 to 673 and encodes 172 amino acids. The transcript has 6 exons. The record is from RefSeq and is a predicted model, not a curated record. Gene Ontology annotation, cellular component: cytoplasm.
AAACAUAAGCUCACAGAUUUUCUGGUCCAAGGCUCACAGCAUUGACGCGUAUGCCACAAACUCGAAAUAAUUAACACUGCUUUGGUUUAAUUGUUCAAUUUUAUUUGAAAGUAAAUUUAUUUAGGAGUUGGAAUACAAUAUCUAACUAAAGGAAAUGCAUAGGAUGGCCGGUGGAGACACGUGGAGGGAGGACUUCUUGGUCCAUGGGGAUUAUUGGAUGGCCGUGGCAGCUUUGGCGGCUAAGAGAAGCAAGGACCCUAGAACUCAGGUUGGUGCCUGUAUAGUGAACCAGGAGAAUGUCAUUGUUGGCAUCGGUUACAAUCGAAUGCCCGAAGGCUGGGACGAUGACCAUUUGCCAUGGAAUAGACAUGGCCAGGGCAGAUGGGACACUAACGCUCAUGUGUGCAGUGCAGUGGCUGUAGCCAUAAUGAAUAAGAAGUGCGCUGAUCUGAAAGGCUGCAAGAUUUACGUGACACUUUUUCCAUGCACUGAGUCUGCCAAGCUUAUCAUCGAAGCAGGUAUUAAGAAAGUGGUGUAUCUCUCUGACCAGUACCGCGACAUGGAAAUGAUGGCAGCCUCUUCGAGGUUUCUGCUGGCAGUGGCAGAAAUAAAGUGCAUUCAGUUCAAGCCUACGGAGCCAACCAUCACCAUUGAUUUGACGGUCAAUAACUAACCUGGAAAUCUGGACGGCCAGACAUGCAAAAGUUGGGGGGCUUGCUUUGUCUAAAGGGAAUACUUUCAGAUAUCUGCGCUUUGAAAUCUCUUUCCCUUCCUUUUGAUAAAUCUCAUGAAUAUGAGGAACUUUAAAUUUAUACUAAGCCCUUACCGGCUCAAUGCAAUAGUGGGUUCAUAUUAUGCUUCAUUAGGCUUUAACAUUUAUUUGUUUUAUAUUUUAAUGUGUUGUUAACUCUCUCUAUUAUUCUGCCAUGUUUGACUUGCACAGCCUUAACCGCUCGCACGCUUUUUAUGAAACUUACUACAGCUGUAGAGGCUGACUCAAGAU